Messenger RNA from Durio zibethinus, 7085 nucleotides. RefSeq lists its product as uncharacterized. The record is from RefSeq and is a predicted model, not a curated record. Lineage: Eukaryota; Viridiplantae; Streptophyta; Magnoliopsida; Malvales; Malvaceae. Gene Ontology annotation, molecular function: helicase activity.
AUAAAAAUAAAAUUAUAAAAAGGGAAAUUUCUGUCUCAACUGAUUUUUUUUUUCUAUUUUUUUGGGAUUUAUAUAUUUCGAAUAUCGAGAAACUGUUGGAGGAAUGGAAUUAGACGUUGUUGAAUCGAAGAUCAGAGACUUUGACCUUUGGAUUAAUGCAUUGUUUGGAUAAACAUAUCUUUGACGUGUUUUAAGACGUUAUUAGGUUUUCUUAUUUUGAUCUGCGAAAGAUUUUAGGCUAUGGAUCUUCUAAAAUUCGCGGAUUUGAAAGGAAAGAAAAUGGAACCUUGGUAUCACAUAUGCAUUUUUUGCUGAAACGAUAACACAAGUACACCCCGAUAGAUUUUGUUGGAAUAGUCAUACAGCUUGUAUGUAUUUAUAUAUGAAAUGGGCUCCCGAGGAAGACUAUUGUUUGAUCUUAAUGAACCCCCAGCCGAAGAUGAUGAGGAGAGUGAUAGCGCUACCUGCUUAAAGCCACAAAAGGCACUUCCAUCUACAAAUCCCCAUGUUUCUGACUUGCUUGUGACAGCCGCAGCUUCGCAACGAAUUUUAAAUAACCAUGCAUUCUCACAUGCAUCAUCUGGUUCGGGUUUUCAGCCUUUUGUUCGGCCUAAAGCUUCUCCUUGCCUUGAAGUAAGUGUUGAACCCAAGAGGUCAGGAGAUCAGGAUCCCAAUUUGGCAUCAUCUUCUUUGAAGUCAAAUAACAGUGGGGAGACAAAAGCUCAUGUAGCAGCUUCCUUUGUUUCGGGUUUUGCAAAUUCUCAAGCUGCGGAAAGAGAAGAAGGUGAAUGGUCUGAUGCUGAGGGUUCUGCUGAUGCAUAUGGAAAUAAUAGACUGCAUGAAGAGGUUAAAACUUCACAAGAGCAAGGUUUACAGGAAGUGAUGGAUUCUAGUGCUUCAGGUGUCACUCUUGAAAGUGUCAGUGCUGCUGAAAACAGUCAUUCUCCAUUAAGACUAGAUCAAAAUCUUAGUAAUCAGAAAGGCAAUAGUGUCCAAAAUUCAGAAGGCAAUGGUAAAGGUGAUAUAUUCAUUAAUGGUCAAGAAGAACCUAUCUUAGUGCCAAAACAAAGAGAAGUUAAAGGUAUUGAAGCUAGUCAUGCACUUAAGUGUGCAAAUAAUCCAGGAAAGAGGAAGAUAGACCAACAGAAAGAAGCAAUGCUGGGAAAGAAACGGAAUAGGAAGACCAUGUUUCUUAAUUUGGAAGAUGUCAAACAAGCUGGCCCUAUAAAAACUUCUACUCCAAGAAGGCAGAACUUUCCAACGCCAGUUGUUACUCGUACUGUAAAAGAAAUUCGUACUAUUCCUCCACCUGGUGAACGUGUUGGAGAAAAGCAAGGUCAGCAAAUAAAUGAGGAUAAUAAGCAAGUUGAUUUACCAUGUAAUGAAGGAAGCAAUCCUGUAGUGGAGUCAUUUGAUCCUAUAUCUGAAUGUAAUGGUGAUACGAAUUCUGGACUCCUUGCCAGGCCUAGAAGGUUAAAUAGUGACACUGAUCUUUCAGAGGCUCAUCUACCACUCAUUCCAAGACAGAGUUCAUGGAAACAACCUAUAGAUUCGAGGCAGCUUAAGAAUUUACAGUUUUCUAAUAGAAAGCCAGCUCCAAUCAGCCAAAGUUCUAUGGAAGCAAAGAUAGUAAACAAGAAACAUCUUCCUUCUAAAAAGACAACUGCUACUAGUACCUCGUAUCAAGACACAUCUGUGGAACGUCUUAUACGAGAGGUGACCAAUGAAAAGUUUUGGCAUCACCCAGAGGAUACUGAACUCCAGUGCGUUCCCGGACAGUUUGAAUCUGUAGAAGAAUAUGUCAGAGUAUUUGAGCCUUUGCUUUUUGAGGAAUGCCGUGCACAACUUUACAGCACAUGGGAAGAGUUAGCUGAAUCAGCUUCAAGAGAUAUACAUAUAAUGGUCCGUAUCAAAAACAUUGAAAGGCGAGAAAGAGGAUGGUAUGAUGUGAUAGUUCUUCCUGCUAAUGAGUGCAAGUGGGUAUUUAAGGAGGGUGACGUUGCAGUUUUAUCGGCCCCGAGGCCCGGCUCAGUUAGAACCAAACGGACCAACACGUCUUCAAUCGAGGAAGAUGAUGAGGCUGAGGUUACUGGACGUGUGGUUGGUACUGUUAGGCGACACAUACCCCUUGAUACUCGUGAGCCUCUUGGUGCAAUCCUUCACUUUUAUGUUGGGGAUUCCUAUGAUUCAAAUGGCAAGGUUGAUGAAGAUCACAUUCUGCGGAAACUUCAACCCAGGGCUAUCUGGUAUCUAACUGUUCUUGGAUCUCUUGCAACUACCCAGCGUGAGUAUGUGGCAUUGCAUGCAUUUUGUCGUCUUAAUUCCCAGAUGCAAACUGCAAUCCUUAAACCAAGUCCAGAUCACUUUCCAAAAUAUGAGCAGCAAACUCCUGCUAUGCCUGAAUGCUUCACGCCAAAUUUUGUUGAUUAUUUGCGUAGGACCUUUAAUGGGCCUCAGCUUGCAGCAAUCCAGUGGGCAGCUACGCAUACAGCUGCUGGAACAAGUAGUGGGGUAACAAAGAGGCAGGAGCCGUGGCCUUUUACACUUGUUCAAGGGCCUCCUGGAACGGGUAAGACACAUACAGUCUGGGGGAUGCUAAAUGUGAUCCAUCUGGUUCAAUAUCAACACUAUUAUACCUCUUUGCUUAAGAAAUUAGCACCUGAGAGCUAUAAGCAAGCUAAUGAGAGCAAUCCUGACAAUGUUGCAAUGGGUUCGAUUGAUGAAGUCCUUCAGAACAUGGACCAGAAUCUUUUCCGCACCCUUCCAAAACUCUGCCCAAAACCCAGAAUGUUAGUUUGUGCUCCUUCUAAUGCUGCAACUGAUGAGCUUCUUGCUCGAGUUCUUGGUCGAGGAUUUAUUGAUGGUGAGAUGAAAAUCUACCGUCCUGAUGUGGCCAGAGUUGGGGUAGACUCUCAAACACGGGCUGCCCAGGCAGUUUCUGUUGAGCGGAGAACUGAACAACUUCUACUCAAGAGUCGUGAAGAAAUUUUAGGACAUAUGCACACUUUAAGGGCUCGGGAAGGUAUGUUAUCUCAGCAGAUAGCUACUCUUCAGAGGGAACUUACUGCCACAGCUGCUGCUGUUCGGUCCCAAGGAUCUGUCGGUGUAGACCCUGAUAUUCUUGUUGCUCGGGACCAGAACCGAGAUGUACUGUUACAGAACCUGGCUGCAGUUGUUGAAAACAGAGAUAAGGUUCUAGUUGAGAUGUCUCGCCUUCUCAUUUUAGAAGCUAGGUUCCGUGCUGGCAGUAACUUCAACUUAGAAGAAGCCCGUGCUAACCUUGAGGCGAGCUUUGCCAAUGAGGCUGAGAUUGUUUUCACUACAGUUUCGAGUAGUGGUCGUAAGUUGUUCUCUCGCCUUACGCAUGGUUUUGAUAUGGUUGUCAUUGAUGAGGCAGCUCAAGCCAGUGAAGUUGCAGUUCUUCCUCCCCUUUCUCUUGGUGCAGCAAGAUGCGUACUUGUUGGGGAUCCCCAGCAGCUUCCUGCAACAGUCAUUAGCAAGGCUGCUGGGACCCUCUUAUACAGUAGAAGCCUUUUUGAAAGGUUCCAGCAAGCAGGAUGCCCAACUAUGUUGUUGUCUGUGCAAUAUAGGAUGCAUCCCCAAAUUAGGGAUUUUCCUUCUAGGUACUUCUACCAAGGACGUCUUACUGAUAGUGAAAGUGUUUCUAACUUACCUGACGAGGCUUACUACAAGGACCCUUUACUUAAACCUUAUUUAUUCUAUGAUAUUACCCAUGGCCGGGAGUCCCAUAGAGGUGGAUCUGUAUCGUAUCAAAAUGUGCAUGAGGCAGUGUUUUGUUUGCGCUUGUAUGAGUAUCUACAGAAAACUUUAAAAUCUUUCGGUGUGCCCAAAAUCACCAUGGGUAUAAUCACACCAUACAAGCUGCAACUAAAAUGCCUACAACGUGAGUUUGAAAGUGUUAUAAAAUCAGAGGAAGGGAAGGAUCUAUAUAUUAAUACUGUAGAUGCUUUCCAGGGCCAGGAACGUGAUGUUAUUAUUAUGUCUUGUGUCCGGGCCUCUAGUCAUGGUGUGGGCUUUGUUGCAGACAUUCGUCGAAUGAAUGUUGCUCUUACUCGUGCUAGAAGGGCUUUGUGGGUUAUGGGUAAUGCCAAUGCUCUGGUGCAAUCUGAUGACUGGGCAGCCUUAAUUGCUGAUGCCAAAGCCAGGAAUUGUUAUAUGGAUAUGGAUUCUCUCCCCAAGGACUUCCCUAAAGACUUACUCUCCAGAGAUUUUUCAGGGCCAAGGGGACUUGGUUACCCUGCAUCACAGGGUAAGGCUUCUAAUAUGAGAGGUUUAAGGUCUGCUGGACCAAGACACAGAUCAUUAGAUAUGCACAUGGACUCCAGGUCAGGAACACCAUCAGAAGAUGAGGACAAGUCAGGAACAUCAGUAAUUUCUAGGAAUGGGAAUUAUUGGCCAUUUAAGCCACCAAUGGAGACUUCCUUGGAUGAUUUUGAUCAGUCGGGUGAUAAAUCUAGAGAUGCCUGGCAAUAUGGUAUACAGAAGAAGCAAAAUUCUGCUGGUGCUGUGGGGAAAAAAGAUUCCUAGCGGUUGAUUAUUUUUCUAAAAAUUGUUUGUGUGCAGCGAAGAGCCUUGGAGCAUAACUUUAUUUGUAAUCCUUGUGAUUGAAGUUUGUGAAGAGCUCUUGGCUCCACAAGGAUUGAGUGCAUUAGCUCUUGAGAUUAUAUUCUGUUAAGCUAUUAUACACAAUUCGUGACAAGUUGGUGCCAGACUUGUGUCUAAUAAUUGCCCCAAGAUGAACAAGAUGAGAGGUUUUGUAAGGGGCACCAAUGAAGUUUUGCUCAAAGCCUGGGUACUUUGUUGAAAAUCUUUCUGCCAUAUUGAUUCCUGCGAUUCUUGCAAGGAGGUGGAUGAUUUUGGGGCAGGCUUCAAAGGAAUUGAAUGCUGGCAUCAAGGAUCGUUCUGCCCUCUUGGGUUGAUAACUGAGCAAAUUAUCCAAUCUGCCAUUUCUUGGAUGAAACCUUUGAUUGAUACGGUUGGGCAGUCAUCCCAGUUUUUUGUGCAUUUUGUGUCACUCCUUAAGACUUGGCUGGCUCUGCUGUUCGGGAAUGUGUUCAUUUAGAUCGAUCACAUUCGAAAGAUGCUUUGUUCAUUCAUUAAAUUUACUAGUUCUUGCAAAAUCUCGAAGAUGACUAGCAAAGGGGUCUGCUCUGCAGGUUAUGUAGGAUCAGCACGGUUGAAAGCUGCCAGCGUGCAUUCUUUGAACAUGCAGAUGCACACUAAGGUGACUUAUUUUUGAGGUCUCCAAGAUACGGGUCGGUUAACUGAAUAUUCUUUCUUUUGUUCUUGUUUAUAUUCUUUGUUGUCUGAGGUAGGAAUACCGACUUUCCUCCAAAAUUCUGUAUAGAGAAGGAAGAAAGAAGAGUACAGAAUUUCCGUUAUGCAAUUGUGACGUUAACUUUGUACAUACACCUUCAGCUGUGGAAUCAUAUAAUUCUUUCUUGGGACUCAUCCCCUCUGCUCUCGUUAAAAUGAUGAUUCACCCUUCAUUUUCUCCAUCUGGGAUGAUCAAUGUAUAGUGUAAUUAACACAUCACGUGCUUUAGUUUACCAUCAUUUUAGAAGUUUGAACAAUACGAAAAACUCAAAACUCAAUUUGUCCUUUCACUUUUCGGGCACGUGCCUUUGUAUUCCUUACCGAAUGGGUAGAAAAGCUGCUGGGUGCAACGAAUUUGUCUGAAGGUUCUAACUUCUAAGCUCUGCUGUCAAAAGAAAAAAAAAUGAAAAAAGAAACCCAGAAAUUUGAUAAUUUAUCAGCCUCUCAACAAACUUGCCGAAUAAGAGAAAGGAAGUACUCGAACGCGAAACUAAAAAUUUAAAAACAGGGGUCUGAAUCCGAUGGGAUCCGAAUGUCUUCAAAAGGCAUCCGUAAUCCAUUUUUCUAAUCUUCAUUUUUUCUUAAAACAUUUAUGAUGAUGGUGUCCUCGACUCCAUCUGGUUUUCCAAACAUUUUCCCGCUCUAAAAGGUCAAUUCUGCCCUCAUUUAUAUCUCAGAGAUUAGUUUUGACAUUCACCAGCCAUAAAGACAGAGAAAAGGGCCCCAAAUUCUACUUUGGUGUGCCAAAGUCCAAAACCAUAAAAAUAAUAAAAAUUCUACUAAUUUGGACAGCCAUUCUCUAAAAGGUAGAAAACAAAUGCACCAGCCAAAACCAUAGAAUAAAACCAAAAAAAAAAAAAAGGGAGGGUUAAAGGAAACCCAAUUUUCCCGGUUUCUUGAUUGCAUAUGGGUUGAUCCAAGUAAUAUUCCAUCAAAACAAUCCAAGCAAUCAUCCAACCUCACUAUUCCUAUUUUUAAGGGAUACCCUUUCAGGGGUUGACCCUUUCUCUAUGAUUUUUACCAUCUGAGUUUGCACCCCCCGAAGUUGUCUCUCUUGGUUUGCCUUUUGAAGAUCCAUUCCUCAUUCCAUUAUUCCUUGAAUCUGUCAGAAAUUUUCUAUUCUUUUUCAUUUAUAUUACGCCGUUCGGAAAACAAUCUAUGGGUUAAAUUUGUCUCCAAAGUGAAGUUAAUGUGAUUUGGACCCUAUGCCCAUGUUUGGUUGGAAAUGUUUUAGUUGAAUUUUUCAAUCCCAGAUGCGGACUUCUUUGCGACAUUAAUUAUUUUCUUCUUUGGUUUGUUGUGUUGUUGGACCAACAGAAGAAAAAGGGGUUGGGGUGUAAUUAAGCAAAGUUUAUGUUAAUAUGGAUCGAAUUCUAUAGUAAUAUCUAGGUGGUUAUGUCUUGCUAUAGCAGUUGUUUAGCUCAUACAACGUCCCAACGUUUUUGGGUUUGUAAUCUGGUUUUACAUCGUUGCAGUCCACUUUGACGUAAAGUGUGGUUAAAGUCGGUUGAUCAAACAGAUCAUUCACUAAUUUCGAUAAUCUUGUUUCCUAUGAUGGUAGAAAUUACUAUGAUCCAAAGGAGAACUUGCAGAACAAUUCCUGGAUUCAAUUAAAAGGGAAAGAAAAGAAGAAAAUAAACUAAAAAUGGUUCAAUUUGUCUAUCUCUGGCAAGAGAACUGCAAUCUGAUCAGCUAUUUCACACUCUGACAGAGAUGGUUUUCUUAAAGGAAGUAAAAGGGAAAAAAAA